Molecule: messenger RNA, 543 nt
Organism: Phytophthora sojae
Lineage: Eukaryota; Oomycota; Peronosporomycetes; Peronosporales; Peronosporaceae
Exons: 1
Coding region: 1-543 (180 amino acids)
Source: RefSeq, a predicted model, not a curated record
AUGCCCGUCGCCAAGCCUGUCAAGAACAUCGUCAGCUCCGCGAAGGAGUUCAAGGCCCUGUGUAUCGCUGCAAGCAAGGCGCACAAGAUCCGCAUUAGCGAUCAAGCAAUCCGGCAUCUACGACUCACCAUGAACACUGCCGUCGCCUCCGCCAGCUUGCUUCCCGAAGCCAUCGACGUCAUCUACGCUGCCCUCGCCGAGCGAAAGAAGCGCCGGGUGGGCCUUGACGUCGUGCGCGAGUGGCUGCUUGCCCCGCCUCCAGCUGACGACGAAGAACCCGAUGACGACGACGAGAAGCAACACCAUGUGCGCGAGCUGUGGAACUGGAAGAAGGUGAAGGGCAAAACGUACUACCUGGUGAACUGGGAGCCGACGUGGGAGCCUCGCGCGCACAUCCACAAAGCUGUCAUCGCUGCCUUCGAAGAAGAGCGCCGCCUGCUGGUCCGCAAGAAGUUCAUCGAGGACGAGGCCGUCGAAGACAACUCGCUAAACAACACGGAAGGAUAUGUUGAGCGGAGAACACCAGGUGUAUUACAAGCUUAG